ACAAAUUGCAAUAAAUCUUGCUCAUGUCACUUUGCUUAGUUUGACAGUGUUGUUUGCAGAUCUUCUCCUACUCCCAUCACUAUAUAUGCUUCUUUCAUUUCACAAUCUUCAAAGCCUCACCUCUGCUUUCUCUCUCCCAUUCGAGUUUGUACAUUGUUGUGAAAGAUGGUGAAGAUCUGCUGCAUCGGUGCCGGCUACGUCGGCGGGCCAACGAUGGCGGUGAUCGCGGUGAAGUGCCCGUCGAUUGAGGUUGCGGUGGUGGACAUCUCGGUUAGCCGGAUCCAAGCUUGGAACAGUGACGUGCUGCCCAUCUACGAGCCAGGGCUGGAUGAGGUGGUGAAGCAGUGCAGGGGAAAGAACCUUUUCUUCAGCACCGACGUCGAGAGGCACGUGGCCGAGGCCGACAUUGUGUUUGUCUCCGUCAACACCCCCACCAAGACGCGCGGCCUUGGGGCCGGCAAGGCGGCCGAUCUCACCUACUGGGAGAGCGCGGCCCGGAUGAUCGCCGACGUCUCGAAAUCGGACAAGAUUGUGGUUGAGAAGUCCACUGUCCCUGUUAAGACUGCUGAGGCUAUUGAGAGGAUUCUCACUCACAAUAGUAAGGGGAUUAAGUAUCAGAUUCUGUCUAACCCGGAGUUUUUGGCCGAGGGCACGGCCAUUCAGGAUCUUUUUAAUCCCGACCGCGUCCUCAUCGGAGGUCGGGAGACCUCCGAUGGGCGAAAGGCGGUCGAGACGUUGAAGUCCGUGUACGCACAUUGGGUCCCGGAGGAUAAGAUCCUCUGCACCAACCUGUGGUCGGCUGAGCUGUCGAAGCUGGCCGCCAACGCGUUCCUGGCGCAGAGGAUCUCCUCAGUGAAUGCCAUGUCGGCUCUCUGUGAGGCCACAGGAGCCGACGUGGCGCAGGUGGCCCAUGCCAUUGGGACGGACUCGAGGAUUGGGCCCAAGUUCCUGAAGGCGAGCGUGGGGUUCGGCGGGUCCUGCUUCCAGAAGGACAUCCUCAACCUCGUCUACAUCUGCGAGUGCAACGGCCUGGCCGAGGUGGCUGGAUACUGGAGGCAAGUGAUCAAGGUGAACGACUACCAAAAGAGCCGGUUCGUGAACCGGGUGGUGUCGUCCAUGUUCAACACGGUCACGGGGAAGAAGGUCGCGAUCCUAGGGUUCGCGUUCAAGAAGGACACGGGUGACACAAGGGAGACCGCGGCAAUUGACGUGUGCAAGGGGCUUAUAGGGGAUAAGGCUCACCUGAGGAUCUACGAUCCUCAGGUGAGCGAGGACCAGAUCCAGAGGGAUCUGGCCCUGAACAAGUUUGAGUGGGACCACCCGGCCCACCUGCAGCCGGCCGCGGGGGAGGCUGCCAAGCAGGUGAGCGUGAUGGGGGACGCAUAUGAGGCGAGCAAGGGGGCGCACGCGGUGUGUGUGAUGACGGAGUGGGAGGAGUUCAAAGGGCUCGACUACGGGCGGAUCUACGAGGGGAUGCAGAAGCCGGCGUUCGUGUUUGACGGGAGGAAUGUGGUGGAUGUGGAGAAGCUGAGGGAGAUAGGGUUCAUAGUGUAUUCCAUUGGGAAGCCACUGGAUCCAUGGCUCAAGGAUAUGCCUGCUGUGGCUUAGUGCAACACUCAAAUUCCUUCACAUUGUUGCAAUUUUUGGUUUAAGUUGUUAUGUUUCUUAUUUUGUUUCAUUUCUAAAUGUUGCAUUUUCAGCUUCAUGAAUAAGAAUUAAUAAAACUUUGCACUCUUAUUUUAUAAA
Messenger RNA from Salvia hispanica, 1746 nucleotides. Its product is annotated as UDP-glucose 6-dehydrogenase 3-like. Gene Ontology annotation, cellular component: nucleus. NCBI's taxonomy places the organism in Eukaryota, Viridiplantae, Streptophyta, Magnoliopsida, Lamiales, Lamiaceae. Gene Ontology annotation, biological process: glycosaminoglycan biosynthetic process. Gene Ontology annotation, molecular function: UDP-glucose 6-dehydrogenase activity; NAD binding. The record is from RefSeq and is a predicted model, not a curated record.